AUGGCUAGUAACGUCACGGGAACCUCUACCUUUCCUCCUCGGAAAUGGUACAGGAAGGUGCCGUUUUUGUCGACAAAGCCCAUUGAGAGACGACUGACCGAGCCUGCCUCAAAAAAGUCCAAAAAGGCAACCCCAAGAGACGUGGAAGAUGGAGCUGGAGACGGGGCCGGAACGGAGGCCGGGAGCAGCCCAAGGGCCAAGCUGCCAGAAUCGACAGCAAACUGGUUUUCGAUCCUGUUGUUCGGAUGGCUGAGCCCAACCCUCAGGAUAGGCUACACCAGGCCUCUGCAGACCGACGACCUGUAUGAUAUGCCCGAUCACAGGCGGGCCGAGGAUCAUGCCGACAGACUCGAACGUUUUUGGGCGGCGAGGUUGGAGAAGAACAGGAACCGGCCAGCUGAGUCUAAGUCAUGGAAGCCAUUCUGGAUGCGACGCAGGAGCGACACAACGGUCCUGACCAUGGCCCUCAACGACGUCUGCUUCCGCUGGUUCUGGCUCGGCGGCCUGUUCAAGUUGUGCGGAGACCUGUCCCAGAUGGUGACGCCGCUGCUCAUCCGCUUCGCCAUCUCCUACUUGUCCGACCCGUCGGAGCACGCCACCCGCGCGGGCUAUGGCCUUGUCGUGGGCCUCUUCCUCGUGCUGGUCUUCUCCGUCACGGCCAACGUCCACGGCUUCUACCGGUCCUACACGACGGGCGUGCUUCUCAGAGGUGCGCUCAUGCACACCAUCUACCGGCGGGCGACGUCGGACCAGCUCACGGAGAGGGCUAAGCUCCGCAACGGGUACACAGGCGUGGGCAAGCUCAUGAGUCUGAUGAGUGCCGACGUGACGCGUGUAGACUUUGUGUGCGGCUACUUCCACUCUGCCUGGACCAGUAUCCUCCAGAUGGUGCUCUGUCUCGCUCUGACCAUCUGGACUAUGGGCUAUAGCGCCCUCCCCGGCUUUGGCCUGCUGGCUCUCUUGUAUCCCCUUCAGACCUUCAUGGUGAGCAAGCUGCUUAAGCUCCGCAGGGGCAGCAUGCCCUUUACCGACGCGAGAGUCAAGGCUGUCGUGGAAGCCGUCUCAGCGAUCCGGCUCGUCAAGACCAACGCCUAUGAGAAGAGUCUCCUCGCCAAGAUCGGGCACCUCAGGGCUGAUGAGGUCGUGUACAUCCGCAAGCGAAUGCUUCUCAGGGCUCUCAACACGGCCGUCUCAUACACGGCGCCCAUGAUUGCUGCUGUGCUGUCUAUAGUCACCUACGGGGCUACGCAGGGCGGACUGAAGGCGGAUAUCAUCUUCUCCGGCCUCACCUUCUUCAUGCUGCUGAGAACGCCACUUCAGGCCCUGCCUACUUCGCUGUCGGCCAUUGCGGACGCCCGGGCGGCUCUCGAGCGCUUGGCUAUCUUCAUGACCGCAUCAGAUGCAGGUGGUCCCAUUCCUCCGAAAUUCGUGGGAAGCAGCACGAAUCCAGAGCUUGACGGAGACAAGCCACCCCAGACCGUGGUUGCAGUCGAGGAGGCUACUUUCGCUUAUCAUGAUGACGAGGAUCUCCUGGACGAAAGAAGCGAGACAUCGACUCAGAACACUACAGAAACAGCCACGGAGACAGCCCAGGACGGGAAGAACCAGGAAGCGAACCAAGGCCAGAUUCUGGCAACGCCCCUUGAAAGCCAACCGCACAAGGCCCGAAGACUGCACAUCGACUCGCUCAUCGUUGAGAGAGGCCAGCUCGUCUGCAUUGUUGGGCCCGUUGCAUCGGGCAAGUCAUCGAUAUUCAAGGCCCUCAUGGGCGACAUGCAGCCCCUCCAAGUACGGAACUGCCAAGUCAACACGCCCUCGCUCGCCUACGCCUCCCAAUCCGCCUGGCUGCUCAGUGAGACGGUCAGGGAGAACAUCGUCUUCGGCCGGCCUUUCGACCAGGCCUGGUACCAUCAGGUGCUUUCCCGGUGUUGUCUGCACCGGGACCUGGAGUUGCUGCCCGAGGGCGACAUGACAGUGGUGGGCGAGAUGGGCGUGUCCCUCUCUGGCGGCCAGAAGCAGCGCAUCAGUCUCGCCAGAGCCAUCUACGGCCGGAGCCCGCUGCUGUUCCUGGACGACUGCUUCUCAGCCCUGGACGCAGACGUCGGCAAGCAGGUGUUUGAGAUGGUCGUCAACCAGGCGCGCCGCAACAAGGAGGCGACUGUGGUCCUUGUCACACACUCGAUGGUUCUUGCGUCCCAAGCCGACCACGUGGUGUACAUGGACAAGGGUCGUAUAGCGGAGCAGGGCGAGUACGCGGUUCUGUCUAGACGUGGUGGGCCAUUCGCUCGUUUUGUAGGCACGUCCAUGGACUCAUGGUCAUCUGCACAGGACGAGGAGGAACACGACGAGGAGCACCAAGAAGUAGAGGCGAAGCAAGAGCCGCUGUUGCCCGGGUCUUCCCCAGAAGCAAAGGCGCCGGAAGAUGACAGCAACAAAAAGCAGGGGCCAGAAGCAGCAGGCCGUGGAAAAGAGAUCAUGCAGAAGGAGGAGCGCCUGGUCGGCUCCGUCAGCGGCAAGACAUACCUCCGCUACGUGGCGAUGGGCAACGCAUUCAUAACGGUGCCGCUCUUCGUGACGUCCAUCAUCAUCUACCAGGGCACGAGCAUCGUCUCGCCGCUGUGGCUGACGUGGUGGCAAGGGAACACGUACGGGUCCAUCACCGAGUCCCAGUACAUGGGCGGCUACGCGGCCUUUGGAAUCGGCCAGUCGGUCGGCCUGUUCUGCAUGAGCGCCAGCUUCGCCCUCUUCUGCUUCUACUGCUCCAACCGGCUGCACCACGCCUCCAUCGCCCGCGUGCUGCACGCCCCCUUGGCCUUCUUCGACACGACGCCGCAGGGCCGGAUCACGCACCGCUUCAGCAAGGACGUCGACGCCGUCGACAAUGUCGUCGGCGAGACGCUGCGCCUCUUCAUCUCGACCACCGUCCAGGCCAUCGGCACAAUCAUCCUCGUCACCAUCAUCCUGCCGCCCUUCCUGGCCAUCGCCGCCGUGCUUCUGCUGGCCUACACCUGGACGGGAAUGUACUACCGCCCCUCGGCCCGCGAGCUGCGCCGCCUCAACAACCUGCUGCGCAGCCGGAUCUACGAGCACUUUGGCGAGUCGCUCUCUGGGCUGGCCACGCUCAAGGCCUUCGGCGCCGUCUCUCGCUUCGUCGAGGACAACGCCCGCCGCAUCGACACCGAGAACACGGCCUACUGGAUGUCCGUGGCCUGCCAGCGCUGGCUCAACCUGCGCCUGGACCUGUGCGGUGCUGUUCUUGUCCUCGUCUCGGGCAUUCUUGUCGUCGGCCUGCGUGGCACUAUUAGCGCCUCCGCCGGCGGCGUGGUGCUGUCUUACGUGGUCCAGGCCCAGUCCGUCUUUGGCAACAUGAUCCGUCAGAGCGCUGAGAUCGAGAACAACAUGAACUCGGUCGAGCGGAUGCUGCACUACGCGUACAACAUCGAGCAGGAGCCCGCCUACGAGGCUGAAGGCGUCGAUAAGGACCUGAAGGCUAAGGCGUGGCCAGACGCCGGCCACGUCGAGUUCAAGGCGCUCACCCUCUGUCAUCGACCUGGCCUGCCGCCGGCGCUGAGGGAUGUCACCUUGGACAUCAAGCCUGGCGAGAAGGUUGGCAUUGUGGGGCGUACUGGUGCAGGAAAGACUACUUUGAUAUCGGCCUUGCUGAGGAACACGGAGCCCACGAGUGGCAAGAUCGUCAUCGAUGGCGUCGACAUACACACAAUUGGGUUGAGUCUGCUCCGGUCAAGCAUGUCAGUCAUCAGCCAGGAUGCUGUCCUUCUGGCCGGCACGAUCAGGUACAACCUGGAUCCGUUCCAGCAAUACGACGACGCCUGGCUGCAGAGGUGUCUGGGCAGGGUCAAGCUCGCACAGUCGGACGAACAAACCGGCACGCAGGACAUCGCCAACGGAAUCCCUAGUCCCGCCUCUACUGAAGACACCACCGAGCUCGAGAAGCAACAGACGGUCCAGUCGGUACGCGGGACGGGAGGCCUCAGCCUAGACUUCGAGGUCAAAGAGAACGGGGCCAACAUCUCACAGGGCCAGCGGUCGCUCAUCUCGAUCGCUCGCGCCUUGGUGCGGCGGUCCAAGAUCGUCAUCAUGGACGAGGCGACGGCGUCCAUUGACGGGCGGGCGGACGCACAGCUGCAGGAGAUGCUGAACGAGGUCCUUGGGGACGCGACGGUGCUGACUGUGGCUCACCGCCUGGACACCAUCAUUGCUACGUGCGACCGCGUCGUUGUCAUGGAGGCUGGCCAUGUGGCCGAGUUUGAUGGCAUCCCGGAGCUCUUUGCAAAGAGGGAUAGCAUCUUCAGGUCGCUUUGUGAUGCGUCCAAGAUUACCGUUGGAGAGAGGCGCUGA
This is a messenger RNA of Diaporthe citri, 4359 nucleotides long. RefSeq lists its product as uncharacterized. Gene Ontology annotation, biological process: transmembrane transport. Gene Ontology annotation, cellular component: membrane. The transcript has 2 exons. The record is from RefSeq and is a predicted model, not a curated record. Gene Ontology annotation, molecular function: ABC-type transporter activity; ATP hydrolysis activity; ATP binding. Bases 1 to 4359 code for a protein of 1452 amino acids. NCBI's taxonomy places the organism in Eukaryota, Fungi, Ascomycota, Sordariomycetes, Diaporthales, Diaporthaceae.